AUGGCUGCGACAUCGUCAAAUAUCGUAUUUGAUGACUUAUUCACGAUUAAUGCGAUUGACAAGGACGGUAAGAAGUUCGAUAGAGUCUCCCGUCUAUUUGCGCAUUCUUCAAACUACGAUAUGGACCUCACGCUUGAUUACAACACUGAGCUCUACCCGCUAAAGAGUGGGGAAAGCUUUUCACUCGUUCUAGCCUCUUCACUCGUACGUGCUGUCGAAGGAGGAGCGAUAAAUGGUACAGAUGGAACCGAGGAGGAGAAAGACACGCAUAUUUGGAGGCCAGAUGGGAAAGGGAGGCGAGGAUUGGAAGAGGAUUACGAGUAUGUAAUGUAUGGGAGGGUGUAUAAAUUUGACGGAGGAACGGCGGAAAUCGUAACUGCAUAUCUAUCAUUUGGCGGUUUACUUAUGAGUUUGACUGGUUCAUAUCGACACAUGACGGGAAUUGUCCUCGGCGAACCUGUGUACCUACUCAUGCGAAGAUAA
Messenger RNA from Fomitiporia mediterranea MF3/22, 483 nucleotides. Its product is annotated as RNA polymerase I. Lineage: Eukaryota; Fungi; Basidiomycota; Agaricomycetes; Hymenochaetales; Hymenochaetaceae. Gene Ontology annotation, molecular function: DNA-directed RNA polymerase activity. Gene Ontology annotation, biological process: DNA-templated transcription. Bases 1 to 483 code for a protein of 160 amino acids. The record is from RefSeq and is a predicted model, not a curated record. Gene Ontology annotation, cellular component: RNA polymerase III complex; RNA polymerase I complex; RNA polymerase II, core complex. The transcript is spliced from 4 exons.